Messenger RNA from Gigantopelta aegis, 2463 nucleotides. RefSeq names its product ankyrin-1-like. The record is from RefSeq and is a predicted model, not a curated record. NCBI's taxonomy places the organism in Eukaryota, Metazoa, Mollusca, Gastropoda, Neomphalida, Peltospiridae. Gene Ontology annotation, molecular function: protein dimerization activity.
AUGGUCACCAAUGAUGUUGUUGAAUUAUUAGUAGAGAAGAAUGUUAUGAUUAAUGCACAAAAUAAGCAUGGCAUAACAGCCAUUUUUAACGCUAGCCAUAAUGGCCACUCAGCUGUUGUUUUUACCUUACUUACCAAUGGGGGAGCGAGCCUACCUGAUAAAGAUGGCUGGACACCUCUUAUGGUAGCUAGUCAAAAUGGUCAUGGUAAUAUUGUUGAGUUAUUACUAAAGAAGAAUGUUAUGAUUAGCACAAAUAAGAAUGGAAUUACAGCCAUUUGUAUUGCUAGCCAUAAUGGUAACUCAGCUGUUGUUUCUACCUUAAUUACCAAUGGGGCAGACUUGAGCCUACCUGAUAAAGAUGGCUGGAUACCUCUUAUGGUGGCCAGUCAAAAUGGUCAUAAUGAUGUUGUUGAGUUAUUAUUAGAGAAGAAUGGAGAGAGGGAGACCCUUGCUCUACUUGUUUGUCAAAGUGGUUAUUUUUUUACUACAUCAAACUUACUUGACAAUGGAGCAGACCCUAACCUACCCAUGAAAGAUGGCUCAACACCUCUUAUGGUAGCCUGUGAAAAUGGUCAUGGUGAUGUUGUUGAGUUAUUACUAGAGAAGAAUGUUUUGAUUAAUGCACAAAACAAACAUGGAAUAACAGCCAUUUAUAUUGCUAGCUGUAAAGGUCAUUCCUCUGUCGUCUUCACCUUAUUUACCAAUGAAGCAGACCCUAAUCUACCGGAUGAAGAUGGCUCAACACCUCUUAUAGUAGCCAGUCAAAAUGGUCAUGGUGAUGUUGUUGAGUUAUUACUAAAGAAGAAUAUAACAGCCAUUCAUAUUGCUAGCCAUGAAGGUCAUUCCUCUGUCGUCUCUACCUUACUUACCAAUGGAGCAGACCCUAACUUACCCAAGAUAGAUGGCUGGACACCUCUUAUGGUAGCCAGUAGAAAUAGUCACAAAGAUGUUAUUGAGUUAUUACUAGAGAAGAAUGUGAUUAAUGCACAAAACAAACAUGGAAUAACAGCCAUUUAUAUUGCUACCCAGAAUGGUCAGUUCUCUGUUGUCUUUAUCUUACUUACCAAUGGAGCAGACCCUAACCUACCUGAUGAAGAUGGCUCAACACCUCUUAUGGUAGCCAGUCAAAAUGGUCAUGGUCAUAUUGUUGAGUUAUUACUAGAGGAAGAUGUUUUGAUUAAUGCACAAAACAAACAUGGAAUAACAGCCAUUCAUAUUGCUAGCCAUGAAGGUCAUUCCUCUGUCGUCUCUACCUUACUUACCAAUGGAGCAGACCCUAACUCCAAGAUAGAUGGCUGGACACCUCUUAUGGUAGCCAGUAGAAAUAGUCACAAAGAUGUUAUUGAGUUAUUACUAGAGAAGAAUGCUUUGAUUAAUGCACAAAACAAACAUGGAAUAACAGCCAUUUAUAUUGCUACCCAGAAUGCCAUUUAUAUUGCUAGCUGUAAAGGUCAUUCCUCUGUCAUCUCUACCUUACUUACCAAUGGAGCAGACCCUAACCUACCGGAUGAAGAUGGCUCAACACCUCUUAUGGUAGCCAGUCAAAAUGGUCAUGGUAAUGUUGUUGAGUUAUUACUAGAGACGAAUGUUUUGAUUAAUGCACAAAACAAACAUGGAAUAACAGCCAUUCAUAUUGCUAGCCAUAAAGAGAAGAAUGCUUUGAUUAAUGCACAAAACAAACAUGGAAUAACAGCCAUUUAUAUUGCUACCCAGAAUGGUCAGUUCUCUGUUGUCUUUAUCUUACUUACCAAUGGAGCAGACCCUAACCUACCUGAUGAAGAUGGCUCAACACCUCUUAUGGUAGCCAGUCAAAAUGGUCAUGGUCAUAUUGUUGAGUUAUUACUAGAGAAGAAUGUUUUGAUUAAUGCACAAAACAAACAUGGAAUAACAGCCAUUUAUAUUGCUAGCCACGAAGGUCAUUCCUCUGUCGUCUCUACCUUACUUACCAAUGGAGCAGACCCUAAACUACCUGAUGAAGAUGGCUCAACACCUCUUAUGGUAGCCAGUAAAAAUGGUCAUGAGAAGAAUGCUUUGAUUAAUGCACAAAACAAACAUGGAAUAACAGCCAUUUAUAUUGCUACCCAGAAUGGUCAGUCAUCUGUUGUUUAUCUACUUACCAAUGGAGCAGACCCUAACCUACCUGAUGAAGAUGGUUCAACACCUCUUAUGAUCCUCAAGAGGCAGGCCGUGGAAGAAUCUCUGGAUGCCUAUGAAACAAAUUCUACAAUAACUAGACUUGUCUUUACUGGUGAUAAGAAGUUUGCAGCUGCAGAUGUGAACGGCAGUAUUGGAGGUAGUAAAAAAUUAGACAAGGCAGAGAUUCUUGAGAUGACUAUUGAUUACAUUCACAGGCUGCAACAAAACCAAACCAAUGGAAGAAGUGAUUCUCCCCUACUUUUGGACAGUGGUGCAGAGGGUGGAGUUCAAGAAGAGGUGGAGCUAUUAGAACAAGAACACCAGUGA